Molecule: messenger RNA, 885 nt
Organism: Phialemonium atrogriseum
Lineage: Eukaryota; Fungi; Ascomycota; Sordariomycetes; Cephalothecales; Cephalothecaceae
Product: acetylxylan esterase precursor
Exons: 3
Coding region: 1-885 (294 amino acids)
Biological process (GO): carbohydrate metabolic process
Cellular component (GO): extracellular region
Molecular function (GO): hydrolase activity; cellulose binding
Source: RefSeq, a predicted model, not a curated record
AUGUGGCCCAACCCCAAGAGCGCCCUCCUCCUCCUCCUCCUGGCCCACUCGCUGGCCGUGGGUGCGUCUCCGAUCGAGCUCGAGGCGCGACAGUCGUGCCCGGGCGUGCACGUCUUCGGCGCCCGCGAGACCACCGUGGCCCCCGGCUACGGCACGGCCGGCACUGUCGUCAACCUGAUCCUCGCCGCCUAUCCGGGUUCGACCUCCGAGGCCAUCAGCUACCCGGCCUGUGGCGGGCAGGCCUCGUGUGGCGGCAUCGAGUACGGCGUCUCGGCCAACCAGGGCACCGCCGCCGUCGCCUUGGCCGUCAACAGCUUCAACAGCAGGUGUCCCGACACACAGCUCGUCUUGGUCGGCUACUCGCAGGGUGGCCAAAUCAUGGAUAACGCCCUCUGCGGCGGCGGCGACUCUGGAGCCGGCAUUUCCAACCCCGCGGUUCCCAUCUCUGCCAGCGCCGUCAACAUGAUCAAGGCGGCCAUCUUCAUGGGCGAUCCCCGGUACAUCAGGGGCCUGCCUUACAACGUCGGCACAUGCACGGCGCAAGGGUUCGACCCUCGGCCGGCCGGCUUCACCUGCCCCUCGGCCAGCAAGAUCCAGUCCUACUGCGACGCGGCGGAUCCGUACUGCUGCACCGGCAACGACCAGAACACGCACCAGGGCUACGGCAACAAGUACGGCCAGGCGGCGCUCACCUUUGUCAAGAGCAAGCUGAGCGGGUCCAGCGGCGGCGGCGGAAACGGCGGCGGAAACGGCGGCACCACCCCCCCUCCUGCUGGGUGUUCUGCCAUGUGGGGACAAUGCGGCGGUGAGGGAUGGACGGGCCCUACUUGCUGCUCGCAGGGGACGUGCAGGGCUUCGAACCAGUGGUACUCGCAGUGUCUCUAG